UAUGAAGAAGACAGAGUAAUCGUGUAUUUUUCCAAAAACGCAUAGAUGGAUAUGUCACCGCAAACUAAAAGAAAAACUGUAGAAACACCACGGUAAAGUUUGUUAGAAAAUGCGUGACAUAAAAUGUUCAUGAGUAGUACUUUCUAGAGAAGGAGAGUACACUUUAGUCGAACUGAAGGUGUGUGAAAACAGUUGACUUGUUUUCCUGUGAAGUUCACGAAAAGGACAACAGCAGCCGUGCAUACUGGGCUCAAAGAACGUGGAUCUAACUGGGCUCCUAUUAUUGCUUGUGUAAGUCUGUCCUUUCAAAUCAAUCGGCACCAUCAUUGUAUUGCCCUGGCGAGCCGAUCCAUCAUUCAUCAUCCACAGUUGACUUGAUGUUCCAUAUCAACCGCGUCUUCAUACCAGAGUACCAACAAUGGCCUGCGAUAUGAUUGAGAUUUCCCACCAUAUCAAUGCGAAUCAUAAGCAAGCCUGCAGUGACCUGGAGAAGGCCAGUCUAUUCAUCACAGAAGCAUUGGAGAGUGAGAUCCAGAGGAACACAACUCUGUGCAUGUUAAUCCACCGUCUGGAAGAGAGGGCAGCUGAGAAUGGAAGGAGCCAAUCAGAGCAGGUGGAGUCAAACCGGCAGCUGAAGCUCCAGGUGGUUGAACUACAGAAACAAUUGGAAGACAAAGACAACUCACUAACACAAGCCAAACAGAGUAUUGCUGUCCUGAAGAAUGAACUGGGGGACCUGAAACAGCAGCUGCAAACCCACCAGAGUAAUCACAGCCUGGUUGGCCUAGGCAUGACGGACAGACAGAUCCAUCAGGGUGAUCACAGGAUGACUCAGGAAGUGAAUGAGUGGCAACAGGAUGAGAGCCCGCCCAAUAUUGUGACAGAAGAGGUUGGUGUCCAGCAGAAUGAUCUUGUUGCACUUAAAGAGGAAGAUAAAGAUGAUUGGUAUCCAUUUAGUCAAUCAGAUGAAAUGGACACCUCCUCAGAACAAACCACCUCCUCAUCUGCAGACAUUACAAUUCAACUCUUACAGGAAGAAGAUGAAAAGCUAGACAUGACUCCAGUUGUCAGCUCUGAUCUAGAUCCAGUCGAGUUUUUGAGAUCAUCAGUGCAACUGAUUCACUGUUGUGCAACACAAGGUCAGCAAAGAACAACAAGCCAGAAUAAUGAAGAUGGAGAAAACCCCAAUGAUUCUGUCCCAGAGACAGAGGUGGAUAAUGGGAGGCCAUGCAAGUCUUCUGUCUGUGGAGAGGAUUUCUCCAGAAAGUCAGCAAUGGAAAAACACCAACAGGACAUUCACACAGGAGAGGAGCCUCAUCUCGAACAAGACCAGUGCACAGGAAAUGCGCCGCACCACCACAAACAUCAUGGCAAACGUGUAAAUCAUCAUCAAACGCACACUGACACAGGGGCCAAGAGCCACCAAUGUGAUCAGACUUUCAAGCAAGCAACGCACCAGCUCAUCCACACAGGACAGAGACCGUAUCAAUGUACUGUAUGUAACAGAGGUUUUAAUCGGUUGGAGCAUCUCCAACUGCACCAGCGCCUUCACACAGGGGUCAAGCCCUACCACUGCAGACAAUGUGGCAAGUCAUUCACACAAGCAGGAAAUCUGAAGAGGCACCAGCUCAUCCACACAAAACGGAGACCGUAUCAAUGUCCUGUAUGUAACAGAGGUUUUACCCAGUUGGGGCGACUCGGAACACACCAGUGCAUUCACACAGGAGAUAAGCCCUACCACUGCCAACAAUGUGGCAAGUCAUUCACACAAGCAGGAUACCUUAUUAGGCACCAGCUCAUCCACACUGGACAGAGACCGUAUCAAUGUACUGUAUGUAACAGAGGUUUUACUCGGUUGGGGCAACUCAGAACACACCAGCGCAUUCACACAGGGGAGAAGCCCUACCACUGCCGACAAUGUGGCAAGAGUUUCCCACGAGCAGGAUCCCUCACGAGGCACCAGCUCAUCCACACAGGAGACAGACCACACACAUGUCCAGAAUGCGGCAAAUUGUUUAGACAUUCGUCAACUCUCAAAACGCACCUGCACCUUCACACAGGUGAGAAGCCAUACUUCUGUUUAGAGUGUGGUAAACGAUUCUCCAAAGCAGAUCACCUCAGGGUGCACCACCUCAUCCACACAGGGGAAAAACCAUAUCAAUGUACCCAGUGUGGCAAAUUCUUUAGACAUUUAGGAUAUCUGAAAACACACCGACUCACCCACACAGGAGAGAAGCCACAUCAAUGUCCGGAGUGCAGCCGCUGCUUUAGCUAUUUGGGAAGUCUGAAAAAGCACCAACGCAUCCACACAGGAGAGAAGCGCUACCACUGUUUAGAAUGUGGCAGAGGUUUUUCUCAGGUGCCGCAACUAAGAAAGCACCUAGGCACUCACACAGGAGACAAGCCCUCUAACUAAGAAAGCACCUACGCCUUCACACAGGAGACAAGCCCACCCAACCACUGUAAAGUGAGGCAAACAUGUAAAUGUACUAUGUCGCCACACAUGCGUGUUGUCUAUUUCCUUUCAAAAUUUAAAUGAAAUGUAUGUACACUAUUGACUUCAAAGAAAACACUAAAAACAUUGUCUAAUUCA
Engraulis encrasicolus (European anchovy) is the source of this 2593-nucleotide messenger RNA. Its product is annotated as zinc finger protein ZFP2-like. The transcript has 11 exons. The record is from RefSeq and is a predicted model, not a curated record. Gene Ontology annotation, molecular function: DNA-binding transcription factor activity, RNA polymerase II-specific; RNA polymerase II cis-regulatory region sequence-specific DNA binding. Lineage: Eukaryota; Metazoa; Chordata; Actinopteri; Clupeiformes; Engraulidae. The coding region runs from base 419 to 2416 and encodes 665 amino acids. Gene Ontology annotation, biological process: regulation of DNA-templated transcription; mitotic spindle assembly checkpoint signaling.